AUGCGUAUCGUUAUUAUCCAUGCUAGGUUUCGGGAGGCCGCACAGUCUGGUUUGUUUGGGUUGCUAGGUGAUGCGACCGUACAAAUUGUCUCUGUGUCCGACGAGGAGAGACUCGAUGCUUUUUACGCCUUCGGGGAGGAACAUGAUCGCCAAAAUUCUUCUGUUGAGGGGGAGGGGCUUGAGCGUGUUUCCUGGGAAGUCUUUGAGCAGGAACUGAAAGACGACAUUCUCUUCGCAAUGGGAUCCAAAAAGUUAUUAUCCGAAACGUAUCCAGCCAUCAUGUUCCGUCUUUGCAUAUGGAGGUGUACUCAGCCCGUCAAAGAGCGCCUAUAA
Molecule: messenger RNA, 333 nt
Organism: Penicillium verhagenii
Lineage: Eukaryota; Fungi; Ascomycota; Eurotiomycetes; Eurotiales; Aspergillaceae
Exons: 1
Coding region: 1-333 (110 amino acids)
Source: RefSeq, a predicted model, not a curated record